Molecule: messenger RNA, 403 nt
Organism: Parastagonospora nodorum SN15
Lineage: Eukaryota; Fungi; Ascomycota; Dothideomycetes; Pleosporales; Phaeosphaeriaceae
Exons: 4
Coding region: 1-342 (113 amino acids)
Biological process (GO): iron-sulfur cluster assembly
Cellular component (GO): L-cysteine desulfurase complex; mitochondrion
Source: RefSeq, a predicted model, not a curated record
AUGUCAUUAACACAGGCAACAAAAGGCGACAUGCCCUACCAAGUGCGAUCCCUUUAUCGAUCCCUCCUGAGACAAGGCGGACAGUUUGCCGCCUACAACUUCCGCGAGUACGCCAAACGAAGGACGCGCGAUGCGUUCCGGGAAGCAAAGAGUGAGACAGAGGAGAGGCGGGUGCAAGAGCUUAUGCAGAAGGGGCUGAAGGAGCUGCAAAUGUUGAAGAGACAAACCGUCAUAUCACAAUUUUACCAGCUCGACCGGUUAGUCGUCGAGGGCGGCAAGCAAGGAAAGCAGACUGGCAACAAGGGAGACAUCGUAAGGCAGAAGGACCAAGGGUGGGAUUGAACCAUCAUGUAGUUGUUGAUGAAGUCAUGAAUGUUGAUCUUUCGAUCAUGUAACACUAUUC